CUGUCAGUGUCAAAAAUCAGCUGUAACUGUAAUGGUUUUAAAAUGCUGAAUUCAAAACAAUCCCUUCAAGAAUGAAAAAAAUUAGCUUAUAUGUGUUUGUUUCGUUAAUUUUAGCAUGUAGUUACAUUAUCGGCAUCUUAAAGUUUUUGUCCGAAAAUGAAGAGGAUAGAUGUGAAAUGACAUAUAUGUUUGAGUAUCCUCAGUAUGUGAAAAUUUCAAACAAAGCUGAUAAAGAAUUUAGGAAAUAUGGAUUGUACGCCUAUAGUGAAGGAAGGCUCACUGAGAGGACACGAAAUAUGUAUUUUGAUGGAAUACCGGUACUUUUUAUACCGGGAAAUGCAGGAUCGCAUAAACAAGUUCGCUCUCUAUCCUCGGUAGCAUUAAGAAAAUGGAUGAAUUCAAGGACAUCUUACCACUUCGACUAUUUUGCAGUUGAUUUAAAUGAAGAAUAUAGCGGCCUGUAUGGCCCUUUACUUUUUGACCAGUUACGUUAUGUUAACGCUUCACUAUAUAGAAUUUUGGAGUUAUACGCAGACAGGCAGAAGCCUCCUGAAUCUGUGGUGGUAGUUGGACAUUCCAUGGGUGGAAUUAUUGCUAUGAAACUGCUCUCUGAAUUAGAACAACCUGAACUUAUAUCAGUAUUAAUAACCUUAGCUUCACCAUUGAAAAGAGCAGCAAUGAGCUUAGACUACCACAUGAACAAAUUCUAUGAAGGAAUAUUUGACGAGGAUUUCAGUGCAACCACUGUCGUCAGUUUAGCAGGAGGAUAUAAAGAUAUUUUGAUGCAUCCACAUUUUACUAAAAGGCAAAAUAACGAGAUAAUCCAUGUUUCGACAUCACACAUUCCAAUGUCUUGGACUGAGAGCAACCAUGUACAGAUACUAUGGUGUAAACAGGUUGUUAUGGCUCUCAAUAGAGCUUUGUUCGAUAGCGUUGACAUGAAAACACGACUGAUCUCAACAAAUACCACAUACCGUAACGAGGCGUUCAAACAUCAUCUCAUCAAGAAUAGCGGAACAAAGGUUAAAAACCACGAACAGUAUUCUAAACUGGUCACUAUCAAUACAAAAGGCAAAUGGAUAGAUGAUAUACGCAAAGUAUACUCGAUAGAAUACCCACGCGGACUCCACGAACCUCACUGGAAUAUGGUAGGACUAUCUGACCUUCCUGGUUACGAGAUUUUGACCGUAUUGGCCGUUAACUUGGAAGUUACUGAUUGGAUCUUCGCAUGCAACGCUUACUACAUCCAACAAACAUCUAGAGCUUGCCAAGAAGGGUUUCAUCUUAGCCACAAAUCCGAAAUAGCCCCUUCGGUUAAGCACAAAAGGAGGUUUUUCCACAUCAAUAUGAAAUAUCUGAAACAGUACCGCAAUGAUCUCUCCCACAUAGUUUUCAGAGCGUUGCCGACAAAUGAACCUGUAAAGUUCCACGUGGACAUUCACGGUUUAAACGACAGAAAUUUAACAGUGAAUCUGCCUGGAGUGUUCUCGUUUUCGAAGCAAACCAUACUAGAAAGAACACCCGAAAACGCCUUGUAUUAUGAAGUGGCUCUACCGGCGCUGAACAAUAUUAUUCAGUAUUAUAGAUUGUUUUUAGAACCGAUAGAGUGCUUGAAAAGUGAUCAUCAUGCUUCUGUCACAUUGACAGUGCCAUGGAGUAAUGAGAAUUACCAUGGGUUUAUAACGAAUAACAUGAAAAAACCGUUUAAUAUUAGGUUGUAUAGUUCUAAGCCUUUUGAUCUCAAUAAUGCAACUGCAAAAUUAAAAAUAAUUUUAGAUCCAUCUUGUAGAUAUAAAAUAAGUGUGCAGUCUUCUUUAUUUGGUGUUAUCGGGCAACUAGCCAGGACGUACACACCAUUGUUGGUAGCUAAUCUGGCUGUAAUAGCUUUGAUGUCGUUAAGACAUCAACUAAUAACUUUGGAGGACGGAUAUUGCUCAAUUAUAUUUACUGCUAUUCAAGAAGGCGCCAAGCCAUACUACGUAUUUUGUGCUUACGUACUGUUGAGCCGUUUAUUAAGUCUUCCCUUUUUGCCUGACAUUUUGCUCAAACCGGACCAUAUAUAUCUGGUGGGCGAUGGCGUAGAUUUUUUCCUGAUACCGUUGUUCCUAUACACGUGCAGUGUUGGAUUUUUCUGGAUACUGAUUGUACUUUUCAGUAUUUCUUUAAUUGCCAUGGAAUCUACAGUACACAAACUUUCAUUAAAGUUGUUGGCUCGUAGUGUUAGCUUCAAUAUGGCGUGGUCCGACUACCUAAUGAGCUAUUUACAUAAGGUACCCGUCGUGGUAGCCCUAACGUUAAUUUCUUUGUCUCUAACCACAUGUGGAGGGCUCGCCCUAUGUUUAGGAGCCAUGUUUUACUUUUUAAGGUUAACACAGAUGUCCCAAGACUUCGUGGAAGAAAUCGUAUGGUUUAUAGGAAAGAAAAUAGCUAGAAGAAUCAAAAGUUUCUUUAGCCGAAAUAAGAAUAAACCAGAGAAUCAAAUAGUAGCAUUAACGCCAGUAGAAGAUACCAAUAAACAUAUAUCAUUACCACAUAACAUCAAACAAAUAACAGGAGCUCCAGAAAAUGAAUCAGACGAAGACGAUACCGAAGACGAUACAGAAGAAAAACUUUUGGAAUCCGAAGAAACGGAAGAAACUGAUAUAGAGGUUUUGGAGCCAGAUAUGGUAGACAAGAAUAUGGAAACCGAUGAAGGAACUGAUCAAAAACACAAGAUAGUUCAAGCCCAGUGUGAAUUAGAAGACAAAGAGACAGAAACUAAUCCAGAGGUUGGAGUUCAAGUGAAACUUGAAGAAAAAGUACAAAAUAUGGGCGAUGGUGAUAUAACCAAAGAUUUAAAUCUAAAUCAAACCUCAAAUAGUAGUGAGACUGAAGAGAAAACUAAUAUAGAUAGUCAAUUAUUACAGAUAAGUUCAGUAAGUGGUGUUAAACACGAAACCAGUGCGAAUGAAGUUGAAGACAAGUCUAAAGAUAAGAAAACCGAAGAUCCUGAACUCUCUUCGGCAUAUAAUGCCAUAUUUUUCCACUCAACUUUAUUCUUUUUGUGGUGUAUUAUCACGGUUAUCAACGUUCCUGCAGUUUUAACGUGGGCACACAGUUUCAAGUAUAGUACGGUUCUGGAAGCUGAUUCCUCUUUUAUACCAGGGUUUACGUUAAGUAUUUGUGCCCUAAUUUUAUGGCAAUUUGAGUUUCCCAGAACUAACAGGAAAUGGAUGAAAGAACUCCAGAAGUUUGUAUUGCUAAUGGCAAUAAUAUGUUUAUUAUUCGCAUCGAUAUCGAUCUACAGAAUAUCUUAUAUAUUGAUGCUAACAAUAGUUGUGGUCACCUUACACCAAGUGUUUGCUCCACAAGAGGAUGAUAGCGUUAUCGAAGAAGACGAUGACGAAAGAACUAGGUACUCUGAUCUCAAAGCGAAGAUGGAAUGAACAAUAUUAGGAUAGAGUUGUAUUUUUAAGUUGUUUUGUUUAGUUAGCUGUGUUUGAUACACGAAUAAACUAAGCAAAGAGUAUAAAUUGUGUUUUCUCAAUAAACGCCUUAAGAUUU
Diabrotica virgifera virgifera (western corn rootworm) is the source of this 3543-nucleotide messenger RNA. Its product is annotated as GPI inositol-deacylase. The coding region runs from base 72 to 3425 and encodes 1117 amino acids. The record is from RefSeq and is a predicted model, not a curated record. Gene Ontology annotation, molecular function: phosphatidylinositol deacylase activity. Gene Ontology annotation, cellular component: endoplasmic reticulum. Gene Ontology annotation, biological process: endoplasmic reticulum to Golgi vesicle-mediated transport; GPI anchor metabolic process. The transcript has 15 exons. NCBI's taxonomy places the organism in Eukaryota, Metazoa, Arthropoda, Insecta, Coleoptera, Chrysomelidae.